Papaver somniferum (opium poppy) is the source of this 3228-nucleotide messenger RNA. Its product is annotated as putative disease resistance protein RGA3. Gene Ontology annotation, molecular function: ADP binding. Bases 427 to 2880 code for a protein of 817 amino acids. Gene Ontology annotation, biological process: defense response to other organism. The record is from RefSeq and is a predicted model, not a curated record. The transcript has 3 exons. NCBI's taxonomy places the organism in Eukaryota, Viridiplantae, Streptophyta, Magnoliopsida, Ranunculales, Papaveraceae.
GUUCUGAAAGAUUAGACAAAGUAAAACAUCACUCCCUAUUGCCGUCCAACUGCAUAUCAUUCUGUCUGUCUUAUACCUUUUUUAUUCGAUUAAGAAAAAGGAAAAAGAAAAAAAGUCAAUAUCAUUUAUUAUGAUCAUCAAAGAUUAUUUUUAUUCGAAAUGAAUCUCACACUUCUUGGACGCGCUAUGGGUGGCAUGGUGCAUUCCAUCUGAAACAAAAAAAAAAGGGAAUUAUUAAUCUAUUGAAGGAACUGUAAAUCCAUUUUCUAUCUCAUCUUCUUCUUGUCUAGGAACUGUAAACAUAUUAACACUCUUUUCUGAAGAAAAAAAAAACAUCUGAAAUGAUUCAAUAAUUCUUCUGAAACACUCUGAUUAAUGAAGUUGACUCUAGCAUGAAUAUAGCUGCGAACAUACAAAGAUCGUUGAAUGACCCCUGCACUUAUGGCUGUUUUGGUCGCUCCUCUGGUGAAAGCCGCCGUCGGUUCAGGUAUAAAUGAGGUGAAGAAGGGAAUUGGUGUUGAGCAGCAAAUACAAGAACUAGGAGAUAUAUUAAGCAUUUAUGUGGAUCCCUGUGUAAAUGAUGCCCAGCUAUCAGUGGUUGGGUACAUGAAAGACGAGAGGUAUCAUUAUCUUUUAAUAGCUAAAAAUAUACUGUACGACUUCGAGGACUUUAUGGAAGAGUACAACAAUUAUUUUCGUAAAGAUCAAAGGAAGAUGGAUUGGGGCAAGGUGCACCUUUUGUUUCUACCGUCUUGUGUAAUGAGAAUUCCUCUCCGACAUGACAUGGGUUGUAGGAUAAAUCAUUUUCACGACAGAAUCAGGAAGUUUAAGGAAAACCAAAAAUGUGUUACUGGAAUUCCAAAGCAAAUAAAUCGGCAUUGCUUCAGUUCUGAAGUCGAUGAGUCAGUAAUACGUGGACGUGACAAGGAAAAACUCGAAGUAAUGCGAAUGCUGGGGUGCUCUGAUGAUAUGCCUGCAACUGACAGAAAUCAUGAGGUGGCCAGUGCAACAAUAGCCUUAACAAGCACUAGUACCACUGUCCCAAUCGUCUUUAUAACUGGUCCGACAGGCAAUGGCAAAACAGCACUUGCUCAGUUCGUAAUAAAGGAUAAGAAAGUGAAGGAACAUUUCAAAGACAACAUUUAUUGGGUAUCCGUAAGUGGACCAAUUGAUGAUAAAAAGAGACUUGCCACUGCAAUAAUCGAAGCAAUGGAGGGUACAGCACCUGUAUAUUAUGAAUGGAGUCCUCUGCAUAGGCAUUUGAGGGAUUGCAUCAAGACGAAGGAAAUCAUGCUGCUUGUUCUGGACGAUGCGUUUGGUGUUGACUAUGUGACAUGGGAUACAGAGCUGAAACCUUGCCUGGAUGCUGCUGCGCCCGCAAGUAGAGUUCUUGUCACUACCCAGCAAACUAAUCUCUCUACCAAGAUGGGUAUUUUCAGCAAAGACACACUUCCUUUAAGCGGAUUACUGGUUGAGGAUUCCUGGUUAUUGCUUUCUGAUACCGCUUUGCCAGGACAGUCAAGAAAACAGAUACGAGAGUUUGAAACAACUGGAAAGGAACUAGCACGAGGAUGCCAAGGCGUGCCCUUUGUGAUAAAAAAUUUAGGGUACGCCUUGCGCAAUAAAGAAACUCCACAAAAGUGGAAGACUGUCCUUCAAAAUGGUAUUUGGAACCUGAACCUCAUUGAAGAGGGGAUCACAAAUUCCAGAAAUGAAGGGUUGUUACCACCACUUCUCUUUGCCACAUAUGAUGCUUUCCCUUAUCAGGCCUUGCAACGGUGCUUCAAGUUCUUCGCAUGCCUACCAGAUGACUACGAGAUAAACAGAGACAUUCUGGUGAAACUCUGGAUGGCUCUAGGCUUUCUUGAUGGAACGCAAGGUGGUCAGAUGGAGAUGGAGGAUAAAGGUGACUUGUAUUUCGACUUACUAACGACAUGUUCAUUUUUGCACAUGUCUGAACCAGGUGGCAAUGUCUACAAGCUCUAUCGCCAUGUGCAUGCUUUUGCUCGGUAUCUAGCUGGAAAUGAGAGUUGCUAUUACACGGAAAUUGGAACAAGUUCCUGUGCAAAGAUAUGCAGUGGUGAUGAUACACGCCACUCUACAAUAAUCCUCAGAGAAAAUGAUACAGAAUUUGUUCCUAGUCCCUUGUUCCAUGCGGGAAAGCUACGAAUGCUGAAACUCAUGAUCGGCACUGGAUGGGGGCCGUUGAAGGUCCCAUCAUAUGUAUUUUGUCAGUUCCCAUAUCUGAGGGCACUGGAUUUGAGCGGCAUUGGCCUUACUGAGCUACCACCCGAGGUUAGCAAGCUAAUAUUCCUGAAGAUUCUCAUCUUGUCUGGUUCAAGGUUUGAAAAACUCCCAGAUACAGUUUGCGAUCUGAAAAGCUUGCAGACCUUAAUUGUGAAUGACUGUGAGGAACUUACUAAGCUGCCUCAGAAGAUAGUUCAGCUUACUACGUUGAGGCAUUUUGAAACGAAAAAUACUCCUAAACUUCGGAAGUUUCCCGAGGGGUUUGGGAAGUUAAAAAACCUUAGGACAUUGUCUAAAUUUGUUGUAUCUUCGCAAGGAAUAAGCAAAGGUGCCAACAUUGGAGAACUAAGAGAACUUAACUUAUUGCAAGGGCACCUGGAGAUCAAGGGAUUGAAUAGGGUGAAAAGUGGUUGUGAUGCUGUGAAAGCAGCACUGGCGGAGAAAAAAUAUCUCCAGUCUCUCUGCCUUGACUUCGAGCGUAACCUAUCGCGGAAACAAGAAAAAAUACAAAUCAUGGAACAGGUGCUUGAAGCUCUCAAACCAGAUCAGGGAAUUGAGAUGAAGAAUGUACAAGUUUGUAACUAUCCCCAAAGUGCCCGUAUGCCUAGUUGGUGGACGCCAACUACAAACUGAAAAUGAGCUACUGGAAUGGUCCUCGGGAUAUCAACAUCCAUCUUAAAAGGAGCAAGCCGAGGUACAUACCUUCGCAUUUGCCAAGUUCAAAUAUUUUGAAGACGAACCGUCUUUAAUGAGUGAUGGUUAUUUUCUCCUAGCGUUAAUGUUUGAGAUGUAUAUUUUCUGUAUAUAAAGUUCAAUUUUUUCUGUUUUAAAUGAAACAUAUAUUGACUGAGGUGAUGAUGGGCGGCGCUUUGUAAUCAUUAAUCUGUGUUUCCUUGUUGGAAACACUUAUAUCAGAUGUAAAUACUUGAUUCAGUUUGUAUAUAAUAGAUCUAAUCUAAUUAAAAACCAUGUUCAGGAAAA